Molecule: messenger RNA, 1134 nt
Organism: Argentina anserina (silverweed cinquefoil)
Lineage: Eukaryota; Viridiplantae; Streptophyta; Magnoliopsida; Rosales; Rosaceae
Product: COMPASS-like H3K4 histone methylase component WDR5B
Exons: 2
Coding region: 8-979 (323 amino acids)
Cellular component (GO): Set1C/COMPASS complex
Molecular function (GO): histone binding
Source: RefSeq, a predicted model, not a curated record
UAAAACAAUGGCGAGCAGUGGCAGCGGACAACAGCUGCCGCCGUUCAACCCUUACCGGCAUCUGAAGACCCUCCGCGGCCACGAGAACGCCGUCUCCUGCGUCAAAUUCUCCAACGACGGCACCCUCCUCGCCUCCGCGUCCUUAGACAAGACCGUCAUCCUCUGGGACGCGCGCACCCUCUCCCUCCUGCGCCGCCUCGUGGGCCACUCCGAGGGCAUUUCCGACCUUUCCUGGUCCUCCGACUCCCACUACAUCUGCUCCGCCUCCGACGACCGCACCCUCCGCAUCUGGGACGCACGCUCCCCCGCCGGCGAGUGCGUCAAGACCCUCCGCGGCCACUCCGACCGCGUCUUCUGCGCCAACUUCAACCCCCAGUCCAACCUCAUCGUCUCCGGCUCCUUCGACGAGACCGUCCGGAUUUGGGAGGUCAAGACCGGUAAGCCCGUCCACGUCAUCAGGGCCCACUCGCUUCCGGUCACCUCCGUGGGGUUCAACCGCGACGGGUCGCUCGUCGUCUCCGCCAGCCACGACGGGUCUUGUAAGAUUUGGGACACCAAAAAAGGGGAGAGCCUGAGAACAGUAAUUGACGAUAAAGCCCCUGCUGUGUCUUUUGCCAAGUUCUCCCCUAACGGAAAAUUCGUACUCGUUGCCACUCUUGAUAAUACCCUGAAGCUUUGCAACUACUCGACGGGGAAGUUCUUGAAGGUCUAUACGGGGCAUUUGAACAAACAGUACUGCGUGACAUCAACAUUUUCUGUGACAAAUGGGAAGUUUAUUGUUAGUGGUUCCGAGGAUCACUGUGUGUACUUGUGGGAUCUUCAGGGGAAAACUCCUAUUCAGAAAUUGGAAGGCCAUACGGAUACCGUAGUAUCUGUUUCCUGUCAUCCAUUGGAGAACAAGAUUGCCUCUGCAGGUCUCCAAAAUGAUAGGACUGUCCGGGUUUGGGUUCAAGAUAAUCCCAAUUCCGCUCCGAAAUGAGAACACUCACUGGAUUUUGGGUUUGAUAUAGGCAAUAACAUGAAGCUUUCAAAUGCUAUAGUCAGACAAUAUUUUAUCUGUUGUACUUUGUAACGAGUUAUUUUAGAGCUGUAAACAUUGACUUUGAAUCUAAAGUUCCAAAUUUUUUUUUUCCU